UGAUGGAACCAGUAUCAUAUGAAAUAAACCAAUUACUACCUUAUACAGAUUAUAAGGUGUGGCUUAAUGCGAUAAAUGACGCUGGUGAUGGUAACAGGAGUGAAACAUUAGUAACAACUGAUUCCGAAGUUCCCAUGAACCCGUUGAAUGUUGCUGCGUCCGUUGUUAGUUCAAGUGAAAUAAAAGUAACAUGGAAACUACAAGGACCAAAACCAGGGAUGACUUCAUAUUAUAUCAAAGUUUAUGAAAUGGUUCUUAAUGCUCAACCAGCAUUUCUAAGGGGAGAAAACGUAAUUGGUUUUGAUAAGCAGAUUGCGCAGUUUUCUGGACUAGAGGCAUAUUGGAAUUAUACGUUUACAGUAGUUGCUACGACAGAUAAAGGCAGCAGUGAAGAGUCAGAUACGUCAAUUGUUGUAACAACAUAUCAAGAUGCUCCUGGCAAAGUAACGAAUUUCGAAAUAAAAAGACCAUCAACGAUAUCAACAACAAUGGAAGUUUCCUGGUUUAUACCAGUAUUACAAGACAGAAACGGUAUCAUUAAGGAGUAUAAGAUUAACCAUAACAUCAGUGGGACAACAACAACAGAAACAAUAGCUGCAGAAUAUGAAAAUUUCCAAAAGUUGUAUUACAUCACACCAGACAGACAUUAUCAGAUUGAGAUAUAUGCAGUAAAUGCAAUCAACCAAGCUGGAGAAAAACUGAGAAAAAUGUAUUACGCGUCAUCAGCAGUUGAAUCACAACCACAAGUGUCAUCUAAAGGAUAUACAAUUGAAACAGUAGUUGGAGCUGCUGUUGGUUGUGUUGUAUUCAGUGGUGUUGUAGUUGGUCUUGUAUAUUGUUUAAUCCGGAAGCGCAGCAAAAAUACUAUUUCUAAACAAGCAAAAGCAAAACAUACCCGAAAAGAGUCAAAAAUUGGGGGCCAAUACGAAGAAGUGGGACUGGACAAUGUAUCUGCUCAACAAGAACUUGGAAUAAUAGAUAAUCAAAAUGUGUAUGACCAGAUUGAUAGAAUACCUACAGUAGAUAAACAAUAUGAAAAUAUGAUUAUCUGAUCUAUGUUUCUAUUUUAUCAACGUAUGGUUUACAUUUAUUGCGAAACAUACAACAUGUACAAAUCAACAUUACAACAUAAUUAUGUCUUGA
Messenger RNA from Mytilus californianus (California mussel), 1143 nucleotides. Its product is annotated as phosphatidylinositol phosphatase PTPRQ-like. Lineage: Eukaryota; Metazoa; Mollusca; Bivalvia; Mytilida; Mytilidae. The transcript is spliced from 9 exons. The coding region runs from base 3 to 1052 and encodes 349 amino acids. Gene Ontology annotation, molecular function: protein binding. The record is from RefSeq and is a predicted model, not a curated record.